CCUUGGUCCAGCGGUGUCCUCACGGUCUUCUGUCCCGAUGCAGGCAUCUUUAGUGUGGGCACCCGGCUGUCUGCAGUCUCUGGUCAUCCCCUGUACUGUGUCCGCAGUCUCUGGUCAUCUGUAGUAUGUCCGCAGUCUCUGGUCAUCUCCUGUACUGUGUCCGCAGUCUCUGGUCAUCUCCUGUACUGUGUCCGCAGUCUCUGGUCAUCCCCUGUACUGUAUCCGCAGUCUCUGGUCAUCUCCUGUACUAUGUCCGCAGUCUCUGGUCAUCCCCUGUACUAUGUCCGUAGUCUCUGGUCAUCCUCUGUACUAUGUCCGCAGUCUCUGGUCAUCUCCUGUACUAUGUCCGCAGUCUCUGGUCAUCUCCUGUACUAUGUCCGCAGUCUCUGGUCAUCUCCUGUACUAUGUCCGCAGUCUCUGGUCAUCCUCUGUACUAUGUCCAAAGUCUCUCGUCAUCCUCUGUACUAUGUCCAAAGUCUCUAGUCAUCCCCUGUACUGUGUUCGCAGUCCCUGGUCAUCUCCUGUACUGUGUCCGCAGUCUCUGGUCAUCUCCUGUACUAUGUCUGUAGUCUCUGGUCAUUUCCUGCAAUAUGUCUGCAGUC
Messenger RNA from Staurois parvus, 602 nucleotides. The record is from the annotation of a GenBank genome assembly. Lineage: Eukaryota; Metazoa; Chordata; Amphibia; Anura; Ranidae.